AAGUCUGAUGAGCGGUAGAUCCGUCACAUUUAUUAAUUCUGAAUCUUCCGCCGUUUCUCUGAAAAAAGAAAUUAAAUUUCUUCCCGUCUCCUUCAUUUUUUUCUAUCUCUGUCUCUCUCUAGGGUUCUGUUUGCUUUACUUCCAAAUCAAUGGCAGAGCUUCACUGAAAAUUCGGGGGAAGUGAUUGCUCCUCUGAUCCGAUGCAGAACAUUGAAUCCUGAAAGCAUUGGUGACAAUGAUGUUGAGGUUUAGGGCUACUGGUUUCAUGCAAUGAUAUGAUUCUGACAGCAAUCAUCUGCUUCUAUUUAUCUGAGAAAGUGCAUUUUUUGAAUGUAAUGUAGGUAGAUGGGAUGAAAGAUAUUGAUUGUAAGUUUGCAGUUCAGACUAAUGGCUGUUGCUGGUUUGCAUAAUGUUUCUGUCCCUGAUACUUCUUUCCUAAGGGGAUCUCAAUCUCCAGCUGCAGGACAGCAGGGAAAUGAAGGGCGGGUGGGUAGCCGGUCAUCCUCUCUGCUGCAAAUGUGGAGGGAGAUUGAGGAUGAACAUGUAGUGAGUCAUGGCCAAGAAAGAGUUGGUGAGAGAAUUUUCCAACAAAGAAAUGAUGAUCUUUCCAGGUCAGAUAUGUCCGAUGGUCAUAGUAGCGAAAACAGUGGUAUUCCAGAGGAUGUGAGUGUCAGUGAGAGUGAUUAUGGACUGUGGUCUCCAAGUCCAGUUGGGCAUCAGAAUGAACCGGAGGAUCCAAUCAAUUUUAAUUGUGACCAUUCAUCUGAUCUGGGGCAAGAUGAAAGGGUAAGGGUGAGACAAAUUUUUCGGGAAUGGAUGAACAGUGGUGUGAGAGAGCAAAGAUCUAAUGUUUCCUCUGUGAACAAUGGCUCAAGGGCAGAAUGGCUCGGUGAAACUGAACAGGAGAGGGUUAGAAUCAUAAGGGAGUGGGUGCAAAUGAAUAGUCGUCAGCGAGGUGCAUGUCCUGAUCAUAUAGAUGAACAAGGGGCUGAAGCUGGAGGUCAAAUUGAACGAGUUCUUGACGGAUUGGCUGCUAACCUGAAUGAAGGUCGAAAUGAGCAUAUCCGUAGCCGUAGGGGCAUUCGUAGAUUAUGUGGCAGACAAGCCCUGCUCGAUAUGCUGAAGAAAUUUGAAAGAGAGAGGAAAAGAGAGCUCCAAGGUUUAUUGGAGCAUCGUGCUGUAUCUCAAUUCGCUCAUCACAACCGCAUUCAGUCAUUGCUGAGAGGCAGGUUCUUGCGAAAUGACAGUGGGAGGGCUACUACCUCCAUGGCAGCAAACGAAUUAGGUUUGUUGAGGCAAAGGCAUACAGUGUCUGAUCUGAGGGAUGGAUUUCUAUCUAGGUUGGACCAGUCUUUUGAUCAAGCGAGUUGCAACCUCUCUGAUACUUCAUCUAACAUUGACGUUUAUGGCAAUAGAAACGAACAGAACAACGAAAUUAAUUCACUGGAACUCGCGGAUGAACUUCAUGGACAAUUUGAUUCCAAUAAUGAGGAAACUGAGAACCAUGGGUUAUCUAAUGGUAGAACUAACAUUGAAGGCAACAUUCUCGAAGAAAAAAGUUCACAGGAAGCUACUAGUUGCUUGGAGUUGUCUGAACAAGUUUCAGAGAGUGAUGUUAGAAACAUGCAACAAUCGGCCUCUGUUUUGGGUUUGGAACGGGGUGAUGUUAAUGAGCAAGAAGAAAGAAACUGGCAGGAAUGUCCUAAUAGCGAAUCAUCCCCAGAAAGUUUCAGAAAUGAAGGAGACCUCGAGCAACCCAGCGAAGUAGUCUCUUAUCGAUCUCACCAAAAUAGGGAGGAUUAUUCUGGCUCAAUUUUAUCAGAUCAUUCGGACAGUGUGGAAAGCAACAAUAAUGAAGAUUCAAAUCAGCUUGAAUCUUCUGCCUUAGUAGAGCAUGAUCAAUUUUUGGAAACUGUUGUAGGAAACAUAUUUGGAUCUAAUGAACCCAGAGGUGGUACUGGGGAUAAUGUGGAUGGACAGCAGCAGGAAACCACCAAUGGAUUGUCCCAAUUUUUUUUGGGAAAUGAAGACACGGAACACGAUCGUAUGCAGCAAGCAUCUGAAGUGUGGCGUGUGGAUGGUGAAUAUCAAGAGGCCAUGCAGAAUUGGUCUGAUGAGACUGUCCCAAAUGGAGGAGUUGACACGUCUUAUCUACCUGAUGAUGGUAAUGUUUACAGUGCAGAAAUCCGGGAACUACUAACUAGGAGAAGCGUAUCUACACUUCUUCGUAGUGGAUUCCGUGAGAGUCUUGACCAAUUAAUACAAUCAUAUGUUGAAAGGCAAAGCCAUGCUCCUUUCGAAUGGGAAGUAACUUCUACUGCUGCCUCAUCAGCUGAACAAGAUCUGGAGCGGCAGAUGGGAGAUCAGAAUGAAGGCAGGGGUGAUGCUGUUGGGAGCCCUCCCACUCCACCCCCUCUACCUCCCCCACAUGUAUCUCCUGUUCACCAGAUCUGGGUCGAGGAGCAGCAGGACUAUAGUUGGCCACAGCAUGACGUGCACCAUCGUUUGGGAAUUGAGUGGGACAUCGUUAAUGACUUCAGGUUUGACAUGGCUAGGCUACAGCAGAGGAUGAAUAACAUGCAGAGGAUGCUUGAAUCUUGCAUGGAUAUGCAACUUGAGUUGCAGCGAUCAAUUAGACAGGAAGUUUCUGCUGCCCUGAAUCGAUCAUCUGGUUCUACACGGAUCUGUGAAAAUGGCUUGCCAGAGGAUGGAUCUAAAUGGGAUCAUGUGAGGAAAGGGAUUUGCUGCAUAUGUUCUGAUAGCAAGAUUGAUUCUUUACUGUACAGAUGUGGGCACAUGUGCACAUGUUCAAAAUGUGCCAAUGAGUUGGUCCAAUGUGUGGGGAAGUGUCCAAUGUGUGAGGCACCGGUGGUUGAGGUAAUCCGUGCUUAUUGCAUCUUGUAAUCCAAUGGUCGGUGGAAGAGAGAAAGAAAUAGGGAAAAAUGGUGGAUUAUGAUUUAGAAUUCCUGUGGAUGCCUGUCCAUCCCACCAGGUAGUCUAUUUUCCUAUAUAUAUGUGGGAUAUUAACCAGACGACUUAUUUAUUCUUUUUCCUUGCGAGAAUAAUGAACAUUGUAACUAAUCUUUUUUUCUUUUCGAAAGAAAAAAAGUACGUACAUAUCUAAUUAUCUACAAUGUCUUUCA
This is a messenger RNA of Tripterygium wilfordii, 3143 nucleotides long. RefSeq lists its product as uncharacterized. NCBI's taxonomy places the organism in Eukaryota, Viridiplantae, Streptophyta, Magnoliopsida, Celastrales, Celastraceae. The record is from RefSeq and is a predicted model, not a curated record. Bases 388 to 2904 code for a protein of 838 amino acids. The transcript is spliced from 8 exons.